GCGAUUUCAAAGCGCUCGAAGUUGGAAAAAAGUGUACAUCUGUUAGAUUUUUUCGAGAUGGUAUCGAUUUUAUGGGCAUGUUGUUUGAUUAGUUGUGUGAUUUCCUACGCUCAUGCCGAACCGGAUCCCAGUGAGGAUAAAAUCGUCGGUGGUAUGGUUGCCAAUCGCCACGAGUUCCCCUACCAAAUAUCGCUUCAGUGGAACCUAGGUCCCAACAUCACCCGACGGCCAAUUCACUUCUGCGGUGGGUCUCUGCUCAAUCGGAACUGGAUCGUAACGGCUGCCCACUGCCGAGUGCGCUAUACAAAACGUGGCUGGAUUGAAGCGGUGGCAGGAGAACACGACACCACGCGGGAUGAGGGUGACGAACAAAGAAGACGCAUUGUCAAGUUCAACAUUCAUCCAAGGUACUGCGGCGGCGUUUGUCCGUUCGAUAUUGGACUGAUUCAGGUUGAUAAACCAUUCGAAAUGAACGAGAAUGUUUCGACAAUCGCCCUUCCGAAACAGUAUCAACAGUUCUCUGGCAAUUGUACCGCUUCCGGGUGGGGUUCUACGUCUACAACCGAGCGGCCAAUGUAUCCGGAUAAACUACGGAAAGCAGUUUUACCGAUAGUAGACUUCAAAACGUGCUACAAAUACUGGUUUCAGGAAGGUUCACCGGAUGUGCUUUCUAACACUUGUGCCGGACCGGAAGACGGAUCCCGUAGCGUUUGUUCCGGUGACUCCGGUGGCCCGUUGACGCAGUUUGACGAAAAACGCGGCAAAUCUGUCCUCGUGGGAGUCGCGUCCUGGGGAACAAUCCCGUGCGGCAUGGAAAAGAAACCGGCCGUUUUUACGACGGUACCGAAUUUCGUAGAGUGGAUCAAGGAGAAUAUGAGAUAGAUCGAUAUGGACUCAUUUUUGCCUAAAUUUUUAAGCUUUCAAAAUAAAAAUGAAAUUUUAUAUAUGCAGGUUUGAACAAAAGUUUAAACAUUGAAGAACUGUGAAG
Messenger RNA from Malaya genurostris, 988 nucleotides. RefSeq names its product trypsin-3-like. Bases 58 to 882 code for a protein of 274 amino acids. The transcript is spliced from 3 exons. Gene Ontology annotation, molecular function: serine-type endopeptidase activity. Gene Ontology annotation, biological process: proteolysis. Lineage: Eukaryota; Metazoa; Arthropoda; Insecta; Diptera; Culicidae. The record is from RefSeq and is a predicted model, not a curated record.